Mycotypha africana is the source of this 857-nucleotide messenger RNA. RefSeq lists its product as uncharacterized. The transcript has a single exon. The record is from RefSeq and is a predicted model, not a curated record. The coding region runs from base 77 to 736 and encodes 219 amino acids. Gene Ontology annotation, cellular component: nucleus. Gene Ontology annotation, biological process: double-strand break repair via nonhomologous end joining. Lineage: Eukaryota; Fungi; Mucoromycota; Mucoromycetes; Mucorales; Mycotyphaceae.
UAUUACUGUAUUAUUACCGGUAAGUUAUUUCAAAAAUCUGUACUAUAAUUUGGAGCAUAGGAAAAACUUGAUUGGAAUGGUUAUCACGUUUUUGUCAAGUGCUUCUGAGAAAUUCAUAAUGGAAUUCUUCAAACGAAACAUUGUAUACAUUAUGAAAAUCAUACAACAAGACUUGCCUUAUAAUGCAUCUGAGAGAAUCACAGCGUUGCAUCAAAAGGUUGGUUGUCUCCAAAUGGUAAAGGCGUUCUAUGAGUUAUUACCAAACGACGCAACAAAGACCGGUUCCGAACUUGAUACUAUGUGGGUUGACUCUAACGAUAACACAGCACAGCAACACAAACAGCGUGAAAUUAAGAAUACCUUAUAUACUACUUUCACAAGUAUGAGAGAAGAACCUUUAGCAUCAGAUCUGAGAAAGGAAGCAGAAGAUGACCGAAAAGCAAUCUUAUGCUACAAUCAAGCAGUAUUAAAUGCAUUUAUUGCCUUUUCACUGCGUUUUGCAGUGAAAGAAGCACUAUUCGUUAAGAUUUUUGGAAAAGCUGGAAAAUUCUCGCGUCAGUAUAUUUGGAACUCUGUGGUAGAUGUAACGCAUACUAUCUGCUUAAAGUUAGAAUUGGAUCAACCGUUAGUUAAAAGUAGACUUCAAGACCUCCAUGCUGCAUCUGGUAAACUUCCGAGUGAUGAUGAGAGAAAUAUCACUUAUAUGGCCUCUAUAGCGCUUACCGGAAGCAGGUAAGAGAUUCUUUUUAAUCCGAAUCUUAUCUAAACAAAAAGUUAUUAAUGUUAUCACAACAUGCUAGUUUAACUCCAUCUUCUUUCGCCGAGGUAAGUCACUUGUUCUUAGUUUCAUUUCAUAC